CGUGCACUCGCCAACACCAACUUUGCACCGAACUUUGCUCCCCAUCAACUGCUACAAUGCUUGUCUAAACCGUGCUUGACUCUAGAUCAUAUACUUAGCCCACAAAAAUGGACCCAGAUUCUCUCGAUUCACGCACUCAAUUGUUUACGGAACAAGCUGCGUCGGCGCAGUCCGACCAUUCAAGCAGUCGCUUUUUUGCCCGAGACACCAUAGUGGCAUUGCUGGAAGGGUCCGAUAGCGAAGAUGAAGGCGCAGAGAGUUUGGAUCCGCUGUUGAAGGCACUUCCUUCAAGUUCGCAAGACGAGUCUGCCAAGGAUACAAGAGCUUCUAACUUCGACAUUGACCUCGAGGAUGAAGCUAUUCCACAAGUACCUCUGGUCAAUCGCUCGCCUACUACUCACGUCACGACUCAAGACGAUGAGGAUGGCAGUGCUGCUUAUGCACGUCUGAUGAAAAGCAUAUUUUCCAAACCAAAGCACACCGCCGUGCUUGAGUCGAAGCUUGAGUCGGAACCGAGUGGGACAACACCACGCGAAGAGGUCAGAAGUCGUGAGGACGACAUGCUGGUCACAAUGGUAAAUUCGAAACCGAAACUCCCAUCCGAGUCCCCUGCUGUGCAAUUUUCGUCGCCCAAGCAGCAGCAAAGAGUACGCAGUCCUUCUGCUGGGCUUUUUGUAUCUCCUACACCAUCGCGACGCACCUCAUCUUCUCCACGAGCAGAUGAAAACAAUGCAUCUGACUCAGAUGAAAUGCCAUGCACAAUAGGGAAUGCUAGGUUAAGAGCUCUAGUUACCAAAAAGAAGGCUGAACGAGAGGCCAAGGAGAGAGAAGAACAGCGAAGGAUCCAAACAGAUCGAAGAAAGGAGGCACAAAGGCAAAAUGAGUUGGCAAAGCAAUACAAGGAAAUAUAUUCCUCAGAAAUAGAUGACGGCAUGACUGAAGACGCUCAAAAGUCACUCACUGAGAGCUCACGGCCGACGCAGAGGAAGGCGAGCAAAAAAGCAUUGGAAGAGAUGAAUCGCGAAACACAACGCAUAGCACGAAACCAGCAAUUGGCACAUCAAGCGCGUGUGAAAAGAAAGUUCACCACACUGGAUUUUGUCAACGCUUUGGGCCUGUCAUCUACCGUUUCAGAUGAUCAGUCCAGAAAUCAUGGAGCUCUUGUUUCCUCGGACAGCGAACCUCAAGUCUCGAAGGACACACCACCGAGUAGCCCACCAAGCCUGGGGGAUUCGCAAAAGGAGAGCCGCUCAAUCGUGCAAUCAGCUUCGGAAGAUGAGUAUGUCAUUACAACCGUACCUACCGACGAGGACAACCAUGAUCAUCGUCCAUAUCUUGAGCCGCCUUCAUCUGGGCAGCUGGUUCAUAUGGAUAAAGGGAAGGGCAAAGAGACGUUGCCAUCCUCGUCACCAAAAUCAAAACCCACUCAGCUCUUCAGCAAGGGAUCUCGCAGAUCUGCCGACCUAGGUCCUAUUUCGAGACCCGAAGAUUCUGAUGAUGACCUCGAGAUUAUUUUCAAACAGCCUAAGGCCCUUGCAGUCUUCGAUAGGGUCCCAAGAAAGAACUCCAUGGAGCCUGUGCCGCUCCUGAGUCUUCGUGUUCUCUCCCAUGUCAGUCCGCCUUCUAACAAUAACAGAGCUAGCAAGCAUUCUAUGACCCGGGCCCAACUGCAAAUUAAGCUCGCUCAAGAGAUGCAGAGACAAAUGGCAGCGGAGAAGCAUGAGCGCAUAGAAACUAUGAAAGCACGCGGUUAUGUCUUCAAGACGGAGGAAGAAAUGGAAGAAGACCAACUGUUCAUUGAAAAUCAGCUUGAGAAGGCUAGAAAGGAAGCGAUGGAACUGGCCAGAAAAGAAGGAGAAGCGGCGAAGAAGAAUGGUGGAGAUAUUGAUGAGAAUUAUGCUCUGCUCAGCGAUGAUGAAAGUGAUGACGGCGAGUUUGAAGGAGAUGAAGAGGAUGAUGAUCCUGAGGUUGAGAUAUCAGGAUCGGAAGAUGAUGGAGAUGCAGUUGAGGAGGAGGAAGAGGAAGAGGAGAGUGGUUUUGUAGACAAAAAUGGGCAUGGUAUGGACCCGACUGGACUUGUUAACGAUGAAGCAGAGGAGGCGGAUGAAGAUGGCAAAUCUCCCGAGGACGCUCACGGUGAUACUACGGUCGAGAAUGCUCAAACACUGACAGAUGACGAGGAUGUUACGCCAACAAUAGCGCCCCAGAAAUCUCGACAUCGCAAUGUCAUUCUAGACGAUGAGGACGAUGAUCUACCGGCAGUCACAGUUCACUCCACAAUACGAACUUCGACUCAAAUGCAGUCAUCCCCAUUCAAUGCGUUUGGCUUCGCCCUUCCAAACCCCAACCUGAGUCUAACUCAGAUGUUUAAGGGCACCAUGGAAGACUUGGCAACGCAGCAAGACGACGCGCAAGCUGCACAGACCCGAAAAGCUUCAGAAUUCCUUCAAAACGGACCUUCUUCAUCUUCACCCGUCGGAUCCCAGACAAGUGCAUCUGCAGGUCUACUGGUCGAAAGCAGUCAAGUAGAUGUAAUCAAUCCGGCAAAACAAGAUUACCCUAUAACUCCAACGCCUCGUUUUAACAACACACAAGUUAUAACGCCUAUGGCUGUUGGCAGUCAGAUAUCACCUUCCAAGCUGUCAGAAAUUCCAGAGCCGACGCAAGAUGCAGGGUUUGAAAAAUUUAAACCACCAAUUGGAGAGAUACCAUUUUCCACUGCUGACACAGUCAUGAUUCCAAUUUCAGAAUCACCUGUCGUACCGAAGCAAGGCAAGCUACGACGCAGAGCAGAACAAAACCCUCAUUCUUCAGACGAUGAGACAACAUGGAGCGAUAAGGAAGCUAGGGACAAGGAAAGCAGCUUUGAACUCACGACUAAUGCUUUUGACGCUCUUUUUAAACCAUCCAGGAAGCCAGCAUUACCCGAUGCGUUUGACAAGAAACGUAGCGAAGCUAAAGCCAUGAUUGAGGAACAAGCCGAAGAAUCUGAGGACGAAUAUGCUGGUCUAGGAGGUGCAAGCGAUGACGAGAGCGAUAAUGACGUUGAUGAAGAAGUACAGAAGAUGAUCGACGAAGGACCUGUUGAUGUUAAUGAAGCCGAGCUGGCGAGAUUUUUUGCGGACAAGGACAAGGCCGAAGAUGAGAAGAGAAUUGACAAGCUGUACAGAGAUAUAACUACAGGUGCCCUUAGGCGAAAGCGUGGUGUUGGAUUUGACGAACUGUCCGAUGACUCAGAUGAUGAAGCCGCGGAGCGAAGAAAACGCAAGCAGCUGGAGUUCCAGAAGAUGAGGAAGGCGAUGAUGGAAGAUGAGAACAUCUCCAAAAUUGCCGACAACCCUAAAAAGCUGGCCUUUCUCAAGGCGAUUGAGGAUCGUGAAGAUUUCGAUGAUACUGAUUACUUGGAUGACAUGGAUGCGCACCAAUCUUCCUCUGAGGUGCAGCUGAGUGCCUCAACAGACCUACAGCAGGCAUCUCAGAUCGUCACAGAGAAAACAGCAGCGCCCUUGGAUUCAAAACGCAAGCUACCAGCAGACUUUAUUUCAGGUGUCGGAAAGGAGAAUCUUAACCGUGACGGAAUUCGGCGUCGACGAUUAGCGGAUGAGACGCCCUUGACGAAGCGUCCUACCGGUAUGGCUGAAAUUCGAGAGUCCCUGUCAUUCCUGAUCGACGAACCUCUAGUACCCGAUUCACAGCAUUCUGACAACUCAGAUGAAGAAGUUGAGGACGAGGAUGAUGAAGAAGGUCAAUCUGGUCACUUACGACGAAGACGCAAUGAUGGCAAUGGCUCAGCAGUUUUGACUUCAGUACGCGCGUCGGUCAUCAAUCGACUCACUUUGUCACGUCAGAAUUCUGGGAAUAUGGACGAAGAGUUUCAGAUUGCAGGUUCGAUGGCGUUCCACACAUCAAACUCUUCCAGCCACUCCGGCUUCAAGGUUCCAAGUCUAUUGCGGCGGGCAACAACGAAUCUUUCGACCACAUCAAGUGGUUCGUCCCAUACGGCGACGCCCACUAAUGAGACCACUGUGCGGAUGGGCGGUAGCAAGAGGAGCAACAUUCAUUUCCAGGCUAGAGAAGCGGAACGAAUGAAAAAGAUGCGCGAAGCCGAACGACGGAGGACUGAGGGCAUCAGGAAGAGCGUCAUCGGCAAAGGAAGGAUGAGUAUUUUAGGCAAUUCAUUCGGUGGCCUAAACAACGGGUUCGAAUAGAUCAAUUCUGCAUCGUUCUGCAGAUUGUUAAAUCCCGCGAUAGCAACUAAGCAUUAAACUUUAGAUGGCAAG
Molecule: messenger RNA, 4280 nt
Organism: Verruconis gallopava
Lineage: Eukaryota; Fungi; Ascomycota; Dothideomycetes; Venturiales; Sympoventuriaceae
Exons: 2
Coding region: 108-4208 (1366 amino acids)
Biological process (GO): activation of protein kinase activity; mitotic G2 DNA damage checkpoint signaling; mitotic DNA replication checkpoint signaling
Molecular function (GO): anaphase-promoting complex binding
Source: RefSeq, a predicted model, not a curated record